UUGACUUAUUGUGAGCCUGUUAUAUUGCGCCCUCUACUGACGAUUAGUACAAAAACUAACGUUGCUUAUCAAGACUAACAUGCAGCAAAGUGACACGGCAACAUCAUCAUCAGAGCAAAUCGUGUUUUGCAAUCAUUUUUCAUCACUCGUCAGUGGAUGCUGCAAGCUAGCUGAGGUGGUGUCUUUUUGUCGUUUCAAACAAUUCAAGAUGAUGAUGUAUUUGAAAAUAUUCCUUGUUGUUCUGCUGGCAGCAUACGCUUCGUCUGCCCCUUUAACUAAUGGAACAGAACCAAAUGAAGAUCUGGGUGUUUUCCCAUCAGUGACGAACCCAGCAGUAACAACUGGAUCAUCAGCUGCCACAGUGGAUGUGCCAACUGCUACAACUGUAGCAGCGCAGACAGAAGCCACCGCAGCAGUCACAUCUGUUAAAGCUGUUACUGUUAAACCAACAACCCUGCCACCAACUACAGCAAAAUUAACAACAGGGCCAACAACGGCAGGAAAGCAAACCACCCCGAACUCCGACAAAACAACGCCACCCCCAACAACUCCUGCUGCUGGACCAACUGGAAAGGACGUAACAACCGGAAAGGACGUAACAACUGCAUCCCCCGCGACGAAAGAACCGUCCACUCAAAAGUUUGACGCGGCCAGUUUUAUUGGCGGGAUCGUCUUAGGCAUUGUCAUCGUCGCUAUACUCGGGUUUGCAUACAGCUUCUACAAGACUCGACGGGACAAGAACUAUCACACUCUUUAAAGCAAAAGGUAUACAUUAAAGGUGCAUCACACUUUUUUAUUUAGUCGGUAAAGUAGGGGAAUGAAAUUUGACCUUGAAAAGUAUUUUUUGAUGAGAUGAUUUUAUUGUUUUUAUUUAUAAUUAUUUUAUUACACACCCAAGAGCGCAAACAUCAAUAACGGGAUGCGAUUAGGAAACAAGAAGAAAUAUUCAGUUUUUUUUUAAAGGAAAUAUCUUUACAUCUCAAAGUCACUGGAUAAAUAAUUAAGUUUUAGGUGUGGGACGAAAACCCCUGAAUGGGGGAAAACCCACGCAAUCAGGUUGGGACUGAAAAAGCAAUGCACAUGCAAGUCUGAUGAGUUGGGAUUCGAACCUGGGGUAAACAGAAAUAAAACUGGCAGGGAAAGAAAUCACUGAGCCAACCUGAUGCCGUGUUUGUUAUAGUACAAUCAACUAAAACAACUCGGAAUAAACUAAAAGGCAGUGGACACUUUUGGUAAUUGUCAAAGACUAGCCUUCACAGUUGGUGUAUCUCAACAUAUGCAUGAAA
Asterias rubens (European starfish) is the source of this 1286-nucleotide messenger RNA. Its product is annotated as platelet glycoprotein Ib alpha chain-like. The record is from RefSeq and is a predicted model, not a curated record. NCBI's taxonomy places the organism in Eukaryota, Metazoa, Echinodermata, Asteroidea, Forcipulatida, Asteriidae. Gene Ontology annotation, cellular component: cytoplasmic vesicle. Bases 80 to 757 code for a protein of 225 amino acids. The transcript is spliced from 4 exons.